Molecule: messenger RNA, 1122 nt
Organism: Rubroshorea leprosula
Lineage: Eukaryota; Viridiplantae; Streptophyta; Magnoliopsida; Malvales; Dipterocarpaceae
Source: the annotation of a GenBank genome assembly
UAGCCUCACACCCGAACCAGUGCCCCCUGUGCCCCUACCCCCUUUGCAUGCACCGAGCCAUUGUCGCCCCCUCACACGCCUGCAACCUGUCGUCUGCUAGCAGCCAAUCCCCAGCUUCCUCUCCCUCCUGCCCGCCAGCCAUCACCGGCCUUGCUCUGCACCCAAUCGCACACCUCUGGCCUCUGCGCGCCUGAUCGCCUCUGCCCGCGCCCAGCCUGUGCCUCUGCGCGCCUGCACUCUGCGCCACUGCCUGCACUCUGCGCGCCCAGAUCGCCUGCACUCUGCCCCUGCACACCCGAGCCAUCAUGUCCCUACGCCCCUGCUGCUGCACCAAAUCAGCCCUUGCCGCCUGCUGCGCCGAACCCACGUUGCUUGCACGCCUGCACUCUACGCCAGCAAUCAUGCCCUCUGCACCGAGCCAUGCCCCUGCCUCUGCUCGCUAUAGUACAUGCCAGACAAAGUCUUCAUCAUUACUGAUUGACGGAUCAAGUUUUUAUUUUAUUUCAUCUUAUUUUAUUUGGGUAUAUAUAUAGGAAAAAUCAGAAUGAAGAGGGGGAUUUUUUUGGAGUUCGUUUGAGGUUUUUGCUGGGGAUUCUCGGGUUCCUCUUGGAGCUGAAGGGGGGGUUGGAGAGUUUUUUGAAGUUUGAUUUAGAGGAAGGGUCUGUGGUUGAUUGAUAUUUGGAGUUUGAUUUUGAGUGGAUUUUGGAGUUCGGUUUUUGGGGGUUUUUCUGGUUGAUUUUCGGAGCUGGAAGGGGAUUUCUUCUGGUAUUGAGGCCGGGGGGUUCUGAUUUAGGAGUUUGAUUUGGGAGUCAUUGUUCUGGGUUUCGGGGGAAAGGAGAGAGAAGAAAACCGAGCUGAUUCCGGCAAGAUUCCGGCGAUAUUUCAGCCUCCUUUUGCUAGGUAUUUUCCUGCAACAGAGGAGUCUUUUUGGGGAGGCAGUGAGGGGAAUGAUCUGGGCUUGAUCCCGUGGGUGGGAUUCCCCAGAUCGGACUCCGAUCUGUUACCCGAAAAGCUCCGCCGUGCUUGUUUCUUUGUCUUCCUGCUUCUGUGAUCUGCUUUUAUGUUAUUUAUGUUUGUAUUUGUUUACUGAAAAUCAAUGAAAAAUAAAAAAAAUGUCCAGUU